This is a messenger RNA of Closterium sp. Naga37s-1, 323 nucleotides long. The record is from the annotation of a GenBank genome assembly. Lineage: Eukaryota; Viridiplantae; Streptophyta; Zygnematophyceae; Desmidiales; Closteriaceae.
UUGGAAAGCUCGCCCGCACAGGUGUGAGUGCUACAAUGAGCCUGGGUGCGCUCCAGAGCGGACUGGAAGGUUUCAGCAUUGCGACAUGGGUUGCAGCUGAUUCUGAUGGCAAGCAGGAGAUCUUAUCGAAGCUCUUCCAUAGGCGUCGUCAAAUCAAGAUGGUCGUGAAGGCAGCUGGAAAUCGUUUUGACAGGACAAUCUCUGCAUUCAUCAUGGAGGAGCAAGUUGAAGCUGUGCACGACAACAACAAACGUGGAGCGCCGAAUGCUCCCCCCGCCAUUCCAUCGACACCCGUGAAACUCGCUCAGCGUCGUGGCGACCAG